UUUGUCAUUGCCAACUUUCGUUCCGUUCCUACUAAUACUGAAGUUAAGCCGUACGAAACAUAGGCCAGCCAACACCACACAAAAUUACCGUAAAUUGUAGAGGGCUCUUGUGAACUGGAUCUUUAAAUUUUCUGAAAAUAUUAUACAGUUUAGUAGCAUAUGUAGUAAGACACUCCACAGAAGGAGGACAUUUAAACAACAGCUUACGAGCGUGAUACAAUACGAAAUUCAAACGAACAUUCAAUGCUGCAGCAAGAGUCAUUUGUUUGCACAACCAUAUCUUCGUCCCCUCAUUAUCUUUGCAGUAAAUUUCACCUUGGAAACUGCACCAUGCGUGAUGUGCCGUAUUUGUUAUGAAGAGUGCGAAAUACAGCGAAUAUCAAUAGCACCAUACUGGCAGUUUAACGGAAAGAGAUUCGAAAGCUCUUACAUGCAAGACUCGCGAACAAGAAUGGAACUGUUCUCUGUCAACAAAGAAGACUGAUUCUCUACGUCCCUUGCGUAUUUGAAAGGGCAGAGCGAUGUUUCCACACCUGCCGAUACUGGGGCCGCUACUGUUUCUGCUACUGAUGCCGGCCCUGUGGGUUACAACUCGUCACUGGACGUGGAGAGCGCGGCCGCCAUGCAGGAGUCGACGUCCUCUGAGGAGGAGGGGGAGCACCGCAGGCCGCAGGUGAAGCUGCCGCCGCCGCCCCCCAGGGGCAUCCUCAAGAAGACCAGCUCCACCGAGGCUGGCGCGCCGUCGCAGCCCAAGGCGCCGCCGGAGGCAGAAAAGAAAAAGAAGAAGAAAAAGAAGGAAAUGGAGCGCAAGAAGAGCGCCAGGUUCGACGAGAUGAACAUCAUCGCGACGCUGCACCCGACCGACAAGGACUACGGCCACGACGCCAUAGACGAGCCGAAGACGCCCUUCAACUGGGAGCUGGGCGAGGGGACCUCCGCCACCGCCGAGUCGGUGAGCGCCUGCGACCUGGCGUCGAAGCUGCUGUCGCUGAGCUCGACGAUGCCGACGGUGGUGGAGAACCCGGCAGUGACGAACCACAGCAGCUCCAACACGUCGCUGGCCGAGGACCUGUCGGACGUGGACGAAGAGCGGCUGACGGAAGAUGAAAAGAAGAAGAAGCUGGAGUUCGAGCUGCGCAGGAAGGCGCACUACGACGAAUUCAAGGUCGUCAAGAAGAUGCCGCCUCCCGAGGAGAGCGACGUGGAGGGCGACGACGACGACUCCAAGAAGAAGCGGAAGAAGGGCAAGUAGGGAGACAGCGGGGAGACUGGCCACUUGCGUGCGCGGGGCAGUGUAAGCCAGGCCCUGGGCGUGGGCGCGCUCCUUCUCCUGUUGUCACUGCUACAGGCUGCAUUUAUUGUGAGUGCGUGGUUUCAUCUAUUGUGAGACACAGACGAAUGUGUCUGCAGGAACUUACCUGUCCACUGCACCUUUUACAUACUGACUGCUAUACAGUGUUUGCAGCAGUGGAAUGAUUUUUUUAUAAACUUUCAUUACUUGUGCCGUGCUUCGGCAGAGUUUCUUUACUUCUCAUUCAGACUGUGCUCCUUGCAGUGGUGGGAGACAUAUUGCUUUCCCUCUAACUUUACUGUAUUGCAGUUUAGCAAUUUUUCCUUUCAAAAAAUCACAGUCAAUAAAAAUGCAUACUUCCACAUACCUGUUUCAGCAGUUAACUGAAUGAUAUCUUGAUAUGACGUGGAAUAUGUCAAAUAAUAUAUUUCUGUAUAAUAAAAGCGGCUCUGUGUUGCUCAAUUA
Molecule: messenger RNA, 1756 nt
Organism: Schistocerca gregaria
Lineage: Eukaryota; Metazoa; Arthropoda; Insecta; Orthoptera; Acrididae
Product: protein phosphatase inhibitor 2-like
Exons: 5
Coding region: 623-1252 (209 amino acids)
Biological process (GO): regulation of signal transduction
Molecular function (GO): protein phosphatase inhibitor activity
Source: RefSeq, a predicted model, not a curated record